AGAGCGGACGUACUGGCUUCCUGUUCUCCACAGCCCGCCUCCGUGCGCAGUCUGACGGCAGAGAGAAGGCUGAUGAUCCAGCAUCUUCCUUAGGCGCAUAUAAACAAAGCAGAUACGGACAGCGUCGCCCGAUCGUGCUGGCGGAGCCAAGCAGCCCUUUAGCGCCGCGGUAAGGACUCCCCCCAUCCCCCCGCCUGGAGGGCCGGCGUCAUGGCGCUGAGCUCGGGCGGGUGGGCUCAUACCACCCCUGCGCCGGCCGCGUCCACCACCGUCCCCCGGCCGAUGCCUUCUCACCAGGCCGGCUGCCACACCGUGCUGAUGUCGGUGCGGGUGUCGGUGUGCCACUCCGGGAUCCGGCCGCUGUGUCUUCCCGGAGCCGGAGACGAGUCCCUCCGUCUACAGCUCAGUAUGGACCCGAGCCGCGCCGGGGAAUUCCGGCUCGCCCUGCGGGACGCCAGCGGAACCCGUAGGAGUUUGUCCAUCGUGGAGUUUGACCUGCGCACUGUGCGCUACGAGGUCAAGUCUCCCCGCUGUCAUGAGCUGUGUCUGGCCACGCCCCCUCACGACCGCAUCAGCUUCAACUUCCGCUGCGAGAAGGAGGCGCAGGAGUGGGCCACCGUGGUGAUGUCAUCGCUCAGGGAGGCACACAGAGUGGCAGACAGCUCUCCUCUGCCGCCUGAUGACAGACAGCCCCCCCAGGAUCCGGUUGAACAUGACGGGAGCUCUUCCUCCUUGCGCAGUACAGAGGACCUGUGCGCAGAGCUGACACAAGCGAUAGAAGCAGGAGACACGCAGGCCGCGGCACAGCUGGCAGCCACCCUGGCCCGCCAGCAGGUGGCGCUCAAGAUCCAGCUCUCUGAGAAGAACUACCAGGACACUGAGAUCAGCCUGGCUGUGGUAGUGGAGGACGUUUCCUCUUCCUGUUGCGUCACGGUUAAAGUCUUCCCCCACAUGACCAUCGCGUCACUCAAGCAGCAGGUGUUCCUGGAGUACGGGUUCCACCCGCGGGUGCAGCGCUGGGUGAUUGGUCAAUGCCUGUGCUCGGAUGCGCGGUCGCUGGCCUCCUACGGGGUGCGAAGGGACGGGGACACGGCCUUCCUGUACCUCCUUUCGGCACGCCAGGCCCGUCUGACCCGCCAGCUGUUUCAGCAGGACCAGGAAAGCGCCCUGCUCGCCCCUGCUCCGCCCAGCAACGGCCCCGUCUCCCAGGACUGGAGGGGCUACAGCACCCUGCCCUCCAGACUGUCGCAUGGCAGCACAGGCAGCAGUGGGGGUGGGACCGAGAGGCUUGGUGUCGGUGAAAUUCGAGAUCUCCUCAACCUGGAGAUGCUGCAUCUGGAUGAAGCCACAGUCUCAAAUAAGCCCAACACACAGCCUGGCUGGCCCUGCCCCAUCUGCACCUUCCUCAAUAAGCCCACUCGGCCAGGCUGCGAGAUCUGCAGCGCGGAGCGGCCCGAGAGCUACAGGCCCGACCCGGCGGACCUGCGCAGAGACUCCGCCAGACAGUACCAGCAGGAGAAAGGGAGGAGAGAGGACACAGGGGGUGCCGGAGCGCUGAACGGAUCGCUACUGUAUAACCUGAACCCCCCACACGACCAGGACUACUGACCUGCCUCUGUCACACACCCAGUCACACACACACACACACAC
Megalops cyprinoides (Indo-Pacific tarpon) is the source of this 1650-nucleotide messenger RNA. Its product is annotated as ranBP-type and C3HC4-type zinc finger-containing protein 1-like. Gene Ontology annotation, molecular function: ubiquitin-protein transferase activity; ubiquitin binding. The transcript has 9 exons. Gene Ontology annotation, biological process: positive regulation of canonical NF-kappaB signal transduction; proteasome-mediated ubiquitin-dependent protein catabolic process; protein linear polyubiquitination. Gene Ontology annotation, cellular component: LUBAC complex. The coding region runs from base 211 to 1608 and encodes 465 amino acids. The record is from RefSeq and is a predicted model, not a curated record. Lineage: Eukaryota; Metazoa; Chordata; Actinopteri; Elopiformes; Megalopidae.